AUGUUACGAAGCAACUGCUCCGGGCUUCUCCAGCAGGCCCAUCGUCUCGUCCGUACGGGCCCCGUCCACACCACGACGCCAAUGCCCGACAAACUCUUCAAAAGCAUCGAGCUCGAGCUGCGCGGCCACGACCCCGCCGUCAUACGCUCCUACCUCACCUUCAUGAAGAGCGUCUGCGGGCACCUGGAGAUUACGCAAGGCCGAAUGCAGGUGCUGCCGUACGUUCGAUGGGUGCAAUGGGCGCUGCGUUCCAAGUUCGUCGCCAAGAAGUACAAGCUGCACUACGAGACGCGCACCCACAUCAGCAAGUUUGAAGUCAAGCAUUUGACGGGCAACACGGCUUCCGCGUUCUUGGAAUACGUGCAACGGAAUAUCCCGGAAGGAGUUGCGAUGCGGGUCGGCUACGAAGAAAUUCGACCUCUUCCCGGUACUAUUCCUGUGGAGAAGAAAGCAGAAUUUGUUGCGGGUUCGGCCAAG
Mesorhabditis spiculigera is the source of this 477-nucleotide messenger RNA. The record is from the annotation of a GenBank genome assembly. NCBI's taxonomy places the organism in Eukaryota, Metazoa, Nematoda, Chromadorea, Rhabditida, Rhabditidae.